CUCAAAGUAGAGUGCAAAGUCUAAAAGCUAGUACUGAGGAUUGAAGUUUACUUUCUCUGGUUGAAAACUGUUUCGUACUGUCAAUAUCAACCGGGUCCAGGACUUGUGCGGUCUUCGGACUCAACAGCAGCAGUCUCCGCUUCAUUCCUCCACUGCUCCUUGGUCAGAACCACCCAGCCGACCCGGGUCAGCACUGCUCCAGCCCAGGGCCCGAGCCCGCUACAGAGAUAUACUCUGUUUGAGUCGCUCACCAUGGCAGGGGCCGGUGGUGGGAACAGUGAUGUGCAGUGGUGCUUCUCCCAGGUCAAAGGAGCGAUAGAUGAUGAUGUCGCAGAAGCUGACAUCAUAUCUACGGUUGAAUUCAACCACUCUGGGGAGCUACUAGCCACCGGGGACAAGGGGGGUCGUGUUGUCAUCUUUCAGCAGGAGCCAGAGAGUAAGAAUCAGCCACAGUGCCGAGGAGAGUACAAUGUUUACAGCACCUUCCAGAGCCACGAGCCUGAGUUUGACUACCUGAAAAGCCUUGAGAUCGAAGAGAAGAUCAACAAGAUUCGAUGGUUGCCUCAGAAAAAUGCAGCACAGUUCCUUUUGUCUACAAAUGACAAAACCAUAAAGCUGUGGAAAAUUAGUGAGCGCGACAAGAGACCAGAGGGCUACAAUUUGAAGGAAGAAGAUGGACGAUACAGAGAUCCUAAUACUGUCACGACACUACGGGUACCAGUUUUCAGGCCCAUGGACUUGAUGGUGGAAGCCAGCCCUAGGCGAGUGUUUGCAAAUGCUCACACCUACCACAUCAACUCCAUAUCAGUCAACAGUGACUGUGAGACCUACCUGUCUGCAGAUGACCUGCGCAUUAACCUCUGGCAUCUGGAGAUCACUGAUCGCAGCUUUAAUAUUGUUGACAUUAAGCCAGCCAAUAUGGAGGAGUUGACGGAGGUGAUCACAGCAGCGGAGUUUCACCCCAACCAAUGCAACACUUUUGUCUACAGCAGCAGCAAGGGCACCAUCCGCAUGUGUGACAUGAGGGCAUCAGCACUGUGCGACAAGCACGCCAAAAUGUUUGAAGAGCCAGAGGAUCCAAACAAUCGUUCUUUCUUUUCUGAAAUCAUCUCAUCCAUCUCUGAUGUGAAGUUCAGCCACAGUGGACGCUACAUGAUGACCCGCGACUACCUGUCUGUCAAAAUCUGGGAUCUCAACAUGGAGACCCGACCAGUAGAGACAUAUCAGGUGCAUGAAUAUCUCAGGAGUAAGUUGUGUUCACUGUAUGAGAAUGAUUGCAUCUUCGACAAGUUUGAGUGCUGUUGGAAUGGGAACGACAGUGUUGUGAUGACUGGUUCCUACAACAACUUCUUCAGGAUGUUUGACAGAGGCUACCGGCAGGACGUAACCCUAGAGGCAUCGCGGGAGAACAGCAAACCACGAUCGGUCCUAAAACCUCGCAAAGUAAGCACAGGUGGGAAGCGCAAGAAGGACGAGAUCAGUGUAGACAGUCUUGACUUUAACAAGAAGAUCCUCCACACUGCCUGGCAUCCUCUGGACAACAUCAUUGCUGUGGCCACCACCAACAAUCUGUACAUAUUCCAGGAAAAACUCAACUAGCAUUUGUUGAACCCAGAUCCCAGUUUUCUGCUUGAGCCCCGCUGCUCUGAUACACACAUAACAAACAAUAUUUGUCUGUCUUUGGCUAAACCCCCGAGUCUUGAUAUGAUCUGCUCUUGGUGAAUUAAGUAUUGAAUGUGACAAGACUUACUCUGUCAACAACAAACGGCAUCAUUAACACAGUACAUCCAAGCAGGCCAUCACAAGCACAUUUUCCAUGUAUACAACAACUGUAGACAUGCAGGGUUUGUAGAUCUGAGACCAGACUUUGUGACUUAGUGUCAUUGGUUUCCUCCAUUAGAAUCACUCCAUUCACCAAGUUACUGUUUGCAACUCCACUACAUCCCAAACCAAAGGGAAAAUGAGUUAAAUGCACAUAUUUGGCUAUUUCAUUUUCUUUAUUCUUUUGUGCCAUCGUGACAUGAUUCACUUGUAUGUCACAGCUACCAAUUGUUGAUCAUUUUUUGUAGCUGCCAUGUUUUAUUAGUAUAAAUAGGAAAUUCUUAAUACUGUUUAUACAUGUUUCCGUCACCAUGUUCCUUUUCAUACUGGCCUGAAACACUGCUAAUACAAGCUGUCAACACUCCAUAUUUGCCCCAAGUAUUUGUCAAGUUGCCAAGUUCACUCACCAUUUCUUUCCAGAUGUACAGUAUGGUUAUGCUGUUAAAGGACUAUUCUAGUAUUUUAUUAUGUUUUAGCUCAUUCUCUACAAAUAGUGUAUAACUUACAUUACUGCUAACCUUUUUCUACAGUCUACAGUAAGAAAGUCAGCAUACUUGAACCUGACUUGAGUUGUAUUCCAUCACAGUGAGCUUCUUGCUGUCUUUAAGUGAAAUUAAUUAUUAUGUUGUAACACAGUCGCAAUUAAGAAAACACAGUGUGUGUUCGAGCAUACUGAAACAUGAUAAUAAAUGUAAGUCGUCUAAAAUCAGCCUUUUUAAUGCAGGAUAUAAUGAAAUUCACCUUAUGUUUGCAAGAACAUUCAUGUUUCUAAACAUCUGUCCUCUGGAUUAGAGCUUCUGACACAAUAGCAGCUUGUAAUCUGCUUGAGUGUCCUGAACAUAUCGGUAUCAGGUUUUCAAAACAAUCCCUGGUUCUCACAUGCAUUACUAAAAACUUGCCUAAAAUGUUCAUUGGGAUGGAUUACUUAUCUCAAGCUCAAGCCUGUAAGUUGAUUUUCAUAGAGCACUGAAAUGGCUACAAUUAGGAAAAUUGUCGGCAGUGACGUGUAAUUGAUUUCUAGUUAAUGGGCUAAAACAUAAAAGAAAAAAAAAAUCGUCCUUUAACAUGGACACAAGAAUGACUUGCGCACACAUCUGUCAGGUAUUGUGGUUUUGGGAGUUAAGUGGGGGCCAAUUAUGCCAAAGUAACCAGUCCUAUACACUCUAAAGAUAGAUUAAUUUAAAGCUGUCUUGCAGACAAGGUGUCACCGGUCAGACCGGGCACCCUUGCACAUGUGUGGACCACCAUAUGAAGCUCAGGACAAAAGCUUAUAUACGUGGAAGGGCACGAUGGCGUGCUGUGGCCUAAUUCUCUUGCGGUUUGUGGCACCAACAUUGAGUGCUGCUGUCAGCUUCCCCACAAAGCGCAUUGUGUUGUUCUAGAUUGAUUAAUCGCUUUACCCUCUGGAUCUUGUUUCUGUUUGUAGAUUUUUUUUUUUUUU
Messenger RNA from Seriola dumerili (greater amberjack), 3262 nucleotides. It is a transcript of the gene ppp2r2aa, whose product is annotated as serine/threonine-protein phosphatase 2A 55 kDa regulatory subunit B alpha isoform. Gene Ontology annotation, biological process: peptidyl-serine dephosphorylation. The transcript is spliced from 10 exons. The coding region runs from base 253 to 1599 and encodes 448 amino acids. Gene Ontology annotation, cellular component: protein phosphatase type 2A complex; cytosol. Lineage: Eukaryota; Metazoa; Chordata; Actinopteri; Carangiformes; Carangidae. Gene Ontology annotation, molecular function: protein phosphatase regulator activity; protein binding. The record is from RefSeq and is a predicted model, not a curated record.